AUGUUUAACUCGGUCAACCUGAGCAACUUCUGCUCCCAGACGCGCAAGGAGAGGAGCUCAGAAUUUGGAGAUCGACCAGCCUGCACCUCCAACCUGUACCUCCCCAGCUGCACCUACUAUGUCCCCGAAUUCUCCUCUGUGUCCUCCUUCCUGCCCCAGGCCCCCUCACGCCAGAUCUCCUACCCGUACUCCACCAACCUCUCCCAGCCAGUCAGGGAGGUCUCGUACGGUCUAGACCCUUCCAGUAAAUGGCAUCCCAGAAGCAAUUAUGCCUCCUGCUACCCUGCAGCUGAGGAUCUGAUGCACAGAGAGUGCCUCCCUCCUUCCUCCAGCAUGACCGAAAUGCUAAUGAAAAACGAAAGCGUCUACAGCCACCACCACCACCAUCACCACCACCACCACCCCAGCGCCAACCAUCCCUCCACAGGAUUCUACACCAGCAUGAGCAAGAACACUGUGCUGCCCCAGGGCUUUGAUCGCUUCUUUGACAAUGCUUAUUGUGCCACUGACAACCAGACAGAGGACUGUGUGCCCAAGGGCGAUGCCAAGCUGGACACUGACCCCCAAUCUAGUGCUCUGUCAGCCGGAGGGGACCAAGGGCUUGACCAGGAGGACGAGGAGGAGAACACCAACCCUGGCUCCUCAGCCUCUUCCACGUCUGUCAACAACAAGGAAGGCAGCAAGGGCAGCAGCAGCUCCAGUGCUCCCCGCACAAGGAAGAAGAGGUGCCCGUAUUCCAAAUUCCAGAUCCGGGAGCUGGAGAGAGAAUUCUUCUUCAAUGUGUACAUCAACAAGGAGAAGAGGCUCCAGCUGUCUAGAAUGCUAAACCUUACCGACCGCCAGGUUAAAAUAUGGUUUCAAAACAGAAGAAUGAAAGAGAAAAAACUAAGUAGGGACCGACUGCAGUACUUUUCUGGGAACCCUCUGCUGUGAACUAGCUGCCUGGGAGCCCCUCUCAUGCACUGUACCGGUCCUGCACAGGAUCACUGACACAUGGUUUGCAAUCUGAGCCCUCAGCCCAGCUCAGAGCCUCUGCUCUUUCUUUGUUACAUAUUUGUAUAUGUACAUUCUAAUUAUUAUUAUUACUACCAGGUAACUGAAGGAGCAGUGUGAGGAGCACUUGAUGUAAACUGAACCCAACAAGGGACAAACGGGGACUUCUUGUCUUUCUUUUUCUAUUUUUAUUUAAGUACUGUUGAAGACCUGGAUCUCCUCAUUUUUUUUCCUAGAUCAAUGCUUGCAGAAAGUCUGCAGCUGUGAAAAUACUCUCCAUCCUCGCCAUUGUUUGACUUUGAGGACUCGCCAAUCAAAAUGGAGAUAGUGGCCAAAGUUUCUAUGAAUUGUGGUAUUUGUAGAAGGAUAACUGUUUGCUCGAGGAUUUGUGAGUGUAAGUGAGUGAAUGUGAGAAAUGCCUGUGUAUCUCUCCUCGUUAUGUUUACCAUAUUUGAUCCUGAACUGUUUCUGUUGUCAAAUUAAUGUUGUAUGAUUUACAGACGUGUGAAGGGGUUAAACCAUAUACACAAGGUUAUGGUCACAUACAAGGGGUUUUUGUUGUAAAAUAACCCCCCUCCAACAAAGUUACCACACUUACCACCCACACCAGUACAUCAUUAUACUUGUGUGUAUUGUCAAGAAUAUAUAUAUAUAUAUAUAUAUAUAUAUAUACACACACACACACAUAAUAGAGAUUAGGGUCAAGUGUAUCAGUCAGUCAGUAUAUCAGUAUGAGUGAAUAGUCAAUGCCACCAUGUUGGCUAUAGUGUUGCAAUGUGAUGUCCUGUAAUCGCCUCUGUCAGUCCGCAUUUUGGGGUCAAAGUGUUACACGAGGGCCUAUGUGUGCCUAUUUCAUAAUUAUCCCCAAAACAAAUUAUGUGGAUCUGUGCAAUACAAUGCGAAGAAUUCGCGUUAAUUCCAUAACAUUAGAUUUUUUUCUUCCUUUGGCCCAAAGAUUUUUAUUGUCAGUAAAUAAGCUGUGUCUGAUUCAUCCCUUGUAAACUCUUUCCAUAGUCACAGGAAAAAUAAAGUACUCUUUUUUUAAGAGAUUAGUUAUAAUUUAUACACCGAAAUACAUGGAUUUUCAUUAGUCUGACCAUUGUAAUACACAAAAGCACAACUAUUUCCUCCAAAGGAAGAAGCAUUACUACAUGGUGAAGAUGAAGAGUAACGACAAAGCAGUUUGUAAAUGAAUAAAACAAUUGGUAAUGUCUCAUGCAUGUAUCAUUCUGUGUAAA
Bufo bufo (common toad) is the source of this 2231-nucleotide messenger RNA. RefSeq names its product homeobox C11 (gene HOXC11). Gene Ontology annotation, cellular component: nucleus. The record is from RefSeq and is a predicted model, not a curated record. Bases 1 to 933 code for a protein of 310 amino acids. Gene Ontology annotation, biological process: anatomical structure development; regulation of transcription by RNA polymerase II. Lineage: Eukaryota; Metazoa; Chordata; Amphibia; Anura; Bufonidae. Gene Ontology annotation, molecular function: RNA polymerase II cis-regulatory region sequence-specific DNA binding; DNA-binding transcription factor activity, RNA polymerase II-specific. The transcript is spliced from 2 exons.